AUGUUACCGAAAACCUUGAGCGCUAUGAUACUCAGCCUUGCAGCAGUUGCCAAUAUCGCAUCAGGACACCCGGGUGAAGAUCAUACUCUUCCUCGUGCUGAACUCCAUCGCCGUCAACUCGAGGCAAAUAAGCGCCACAUUGUUGCUCGUAGCUGCGCCUCGCAAAUUGCCGAGUUCAAUGCUAAGCGAAAGGCAUGUGAAUUUAGGGCAAAGAGGGCUCUAGCCAGGCGCAGCGUUGAUCCGGUCCUCAACGGUCGUCAUUUCCGUCGGCAGCUGCCUCAGCAGGGUCAAUCAGGCGGAUAUCAAGGACAGCCCGGCCAGCAAGGCCCGGGUCAAACCCAAAAUCCCGGUCAAGGACAGGGCGGUCCGAACUCCAUCUCCCGUUCUUUCUCUGGCGGGAUUUUUCCAACCAGUGCACCCAACUCUGUCUCUGCUUCUGCAACUAUUACUGAGCUUGAGUCUACUGUUAUCGCGACAGCCAUUUCGACAACUAGUACUUCGUCGGUGGCCACUCCGACAUCCAGCGCUGAUGCUCCGACGUAUUCUACUAUCCAAAACUCUACAUGCGUGACCACCCCGGAGGUUACCGAGGGACCGUAUUAUGUAAACAACGAGCUCCUGCGUCAAGAUAUUCGUGAGGACCAAGCAGGUGUUGAACUCAUCCUUGAUAUCGGUGUUAUGGAUGUUACCACGUGCACACCCCUUGAACAGGCCCUUGUUGAAAUCUGGCACUGCAAUUCAACCGGCCAUUACUCUGGAUUUACUGCGGCUAACACUGGAGGCGGAGGUGGUAAUGGUACAGCUCCCAGCGGAAACAUGACUGUGCCUUCUGGAAACGCAACCGCCCCGACUGGAACCGAGUCGAUACCUGCUGCUCCUACUGGCGGCGCUGGAGGGUGUGUAGUGCUCGCAAACCUAUAUGUUUCUUAUCUAAAUAUAUCUCCAGAAUCUUUCUUGCGGGGCGGAUAUGCUACCAAUUCAGAAGGCAUGGUCGAGUUCCUCACUACUUACCCUGGAUUUUAUACCGGACGCACGGUCCACAUCCAUACCAUGAUUCACACCAACUACUCGGUCGCUACUAACGGCUCGAUCAUCAGCCAUGCUGGCAACGUCCGACAUAUUGGCCAACUGUUCUUCGACGACGAUCUGAACGAUAAGAUUCUUUCUCAGGGCGUUUAUGCCAAUACUAGCGAAACUCGCACGUACAACGACGAGGAUAGCAUAUUGGAUAGUGAGAAUGCAGAUGGUUACAAUGCAUACGCAUCAACUGAGUUACUGGGCGAAACUGAAACCGAUGGUAUCCUGGCUUACAUCACCAUCGGCGUGGAUCCUACGUCUGAAACCUCGAUCACUUCGACUAACUAUGUGACUGCAGGCUUGGAAUAA
Messenger RNA from Rhizoctonia solani, 1386 nucleotides. RefSeq names its product intradiol ring-cleavage dioxygenase. The record is from RefSeq and is a predicted model, not a curated record. Lineage: Eukaryota; Fungi; Basidiomycota; Agaricomycetes; Cantharellales; Ceratobasidiaceae. The transcript is spliced from 9 exons. Gene Ontology annotation, molecular function: ferric iron binding; oxidoreductase activity, acting on single donors with incorporation of molecular oxygen, incorporation of two atoms of oxygen. The coding region runs from base 1 to 1386 and encodes 461 amino acids.